This is a messenger RNA of Closterium sp. Yama58-4, 691 nucleotides long. The record is from the annotation of a GenBank genome assembly. NCBI's taxonomy places the organism in Eukaryota, Viridiplantae, Streptophyta, Zygnematophyceae, Desmidiales, Closteriaceae.
GUGAUGCGGCUGGAGGACAUGUUUGUGACGGACAAUGGCUUUGCUGUCAACCGCUCCCACGUGUUCGUGCGCAAUGGGUGCCGACGGCUCUGGAGAAAGACCAGGUACAAGCAAGGGCACAUGGCGCACUAUGUGCAGGGAGCAGCGUUCAACUGGGCGCACCUGAUGGGCAAGAACUUCUACCACUUCACCGUCGAGCUCGUGCCACUCUUCCUCGUCGUCGCCCCCCUCAUGCCGCAACUCAGGACACUGCCUGUGAUCCUGAGGAAGCCCCAGUGGCUGUACUACGACAAGUGGGCAGCGCCUAUCCUGGGCAUACAGCGGGAGAACAUGCGCAUGCUCCCCAUCUAUUUCAAUGACCUCAUCCACGUUGACGUGCUGUACCAGCCCAUAAACCAGGACUGCGACCAUCCCAGCCCCUCGCUCUGGCAAAUGUUCCGCCGACACCACCUGCUGCACCCUUCCGGCCUGCCUCUCUUCAAACCCGACUGGACCUACCGUCAGCAACGCGCCCCUCUCUCUGCCUCUCAGGCGCGCGCCUUCCCCCUCAACUGGGUGGUGGUGCUGGCGAGCCGGCCUGAGGGUGGGGCGAGAGCGCUGGUGAACAAGGGCGAGGUGGAGGGGGAGUUGGUGCGGCGGUUUGGGAGGGAGCGAGUGGUUGUUUUCAACGGGUCGAUGCCCAUUCUGCAAG